This is a messenger RNA of Dothidotthia symphoricarpi CBS 119687, 573 nucleotides long. RefSeq lists its product as uncharacterized. Lineage: Eukaryota; Fungi; Ascomycota; Dothideomycetes; Pleosporales; Dothidotthiaceae. The transcript has a single exon. The annotation marks the transcript as partial. The record is from RefSeq and is a predicted model, not a curated record.
CCCGCAGCGCGGCAAUUAGCGUUCAUGAACUUGGCCCAAGCCGAAGCCGCCAUGGCUGACCGCGUAAUCGAACAACGGUGGAAUCCUCCCGUAUAUGACCCUACUCUACCGCAGAAUGAUUCUGAUCGUGUGGAAUGGGUCAAAAGACUGCUUGGCGCUAUGCAAGAUACCAGUAUAUGCGAUGACAAGAAAGACUCCGACACAUUCAAGAACCGCUGGUUGAACCCACAUAUCCCUUUCCACAACCCGCAAGCAAUGGAGAAGGUUUGCUGGAAACUCCUCGACAUUGCUGAGCGCCUCCAUGAGCUUGGACCGGCGGCUCUAGACGUUUAUGACUCCACGGCCCUGAAGGAAGUCAAAAAGUCUCGUGACUUGAAAUUUGGGGAACGUCUGGAAGGUGUGUGUACAUUGCUUCGGCUCACAAAAGCACGUUGCGAUAAGAUGAUGAAGGGCGAAGGACUCGACAUGGCCGUCGGCUGCCCACUUCAGAAGAUAUCGCUCUCGAAGAUGAAUCAUGGUCAAAAUGGGAAACGCCAGAAAUACAUUGAAAAAGGAAGGCCCAUGGUUGAGGGA